Condylura cristata (star-nosed mole) is the source of this 2580-nucleotide messenger RNA. RefSeq names its product breast cancer metastasis-suppressor 1-like (gene BRMS1L). Lineage: Eukaryota; Metazoa; Chordata; Mammalia; Eulipotyphla; Talpidae. The record is from RefSeq and is a predicted model, not a curated record. Gene Ontology annotation, biological process: negative regulation of transcription by RNA polymerase II. Gene Ontology annotation, cellular component: Sin3-type complex. Gene Ontology annotation, molecular function: histone deacetylase binding. The coding region runs from base 128 to 1099 and encodes 323 amino acids. The transcript has 10 exons.
GGAGGAGCCGAGGGGAUUCGGAGUAAGCUCGGCCGCCGGGUGGGUCGGGGCGUUAGGCGCGCCCUUCAUUGAAGCGGCGGUGGCCGGGUUGGGCGCUGUGAGUGAGAAACGACGGCGCGGCUGGAAAAUGCCAGUCCAUUCUCGAGGGGACAAGAAGGAGACGAACCAUCACGAUGAGAUGGAGGUGGACUACGCCGAAAACGAGGGGAGCAGCUCCGAGGACGAGGACACUGAGAGCUCGUCUGUUUCCGAGGAUGGAGAUAGCUCAGAAAUGGAUGAUGAAGACUGCGAGAGAAGAAGAAUGGAAUGUUUAGAUGAAAUGUCUAAUCUUGAAAAACAGUUUACCGAUCUCAAAGAUCAACUUUAUAAAGAACGAUUAAGUCAGGUGGAUGCAAAACUACAAGAAGUCAUAGCUGGAAAAGCACCAGAAUAUUUGGAACCACUGGCAACUUUACAAGAAAAUAUGCAAAUUCGUACAAAGGUAGCAGGAAUCUAUAGAGAGCUCUGCUUAGAAUCUGUAAAGAACAAAUAUGAAUGUGAAAUACAAGCUUCUCGCCAACAUUGUGAGAGUGAAAAACUUUUGUUAUAUGAUACAGUCCAGAGUGAACUAGAGGAAAAGAUAAGAAGGCUUGAAGAGGAUAGGCACAGCAUUGAUAUUACCUCAGAGCUGUGGAAUGAUGAACUUCAGUCAAGAAAAAAGAGAAAGGAUCCUUUUAGCCCUGACAAAAAGAAGCCAGUUGUUGUUUCUGGUCCAUAUAUAGUUUAUAUGUUACAAGAUCUUGAUAUUCUUGAAGACUGGACAACAAUUAGGAAGGCGAUGGCUACAUUGGGUCCACACAGAGUUAAAACAGAACCACCUGUGAAACUGGAAAAACAUUUGCACAGUGCUAGAUCUGAAGAGGGAAGAUUAUAUUACGAUGGUGAAUGGUAUAUACGUGGACAAACAAUAUGUAUUGAUAAAAAAGAUGAAUGUCCUACAAGUGCUGUAAUUACAACAAUUAACCAUGAUGAAGUUUGGUUUAAGAGGCCUGAUGGAAGCAAAUCUAAGCUUUACAUUUCGCAGCUACAGAAAGGAAAAUAUUCAAUUAAACAUUCGUAAUCAUGAUUUAAGUGUUAUCUAAAUCUACCUUAUUAGUAUUACCAAGUAUGAUGUGCCAUGGGAGUAAAAAUCUAUUCAAUAACUUAAUAUUCUCAUUGAAUCAUGAGAAGACUGUGUAUUUGCAGGUAGUACUCUAAGUAGACCUCAUCCUGAUAUGUUAUUAAGAGAUGGUAAUAAAAGUUUAAUCAUGAUCAUCCAUUUAUUUGCCUAUCAGGUCAAAUGACCCAUAGAUAUAUAUGUUUAGGGGUUUCUUACAAAACUCUUUGGUUUUUACAAACAUUAUGCAAAUCUGUUUUAUCUUUAGUGAACUAUAUUGCUAAAUGUCUAUGUAUACCUGCAGUUUUUAAAAUUUUCCAUAUCUUUGUCAUUCAUCGUGUAUUUGUAAAUAAGCUUGAUAAAAUGUUUCCUAGAAAUGGUUUGUACUAGUUCAUUAGUGUUAAAUCAGAAUUGAAAUUUAAGCAUAUAUAUGUGAGUAUGUAUAUACGGCUUCAUCAGCUUAUUUAGAACUGAUGGCCUUACUUUACAAUCUUGUUUUACCCAAAAUUAAGCUGUUGGGUUUGAAAGCUAAAAGGAGCACUUUUAUAGACUAGCAGCUUUUCUUCUCCUCUUCCUUGAUUGUAUGAUGGUGACCUAUUUUUACAAAUUAUACUUAAUGUUAAUUAGUAAAAUCAGUGUCAAGUAAUCACAUGCUUCUACCUGUAUUUCUUGUGAACCUUAGAGGGCAGGUAUUUAUGCCUGGUAUUUAUGAUACAGUAUCUAAGUGGUAAGCAGUAACUGACAGUAUUGUGGUGCUUGCUGUACAUGUUUGACCUUUUAAAACCGAUUUUUAGUAAGCUUUUCCAGAGGUGAAACUAGGUUCUUACCCUAAUUUUAUUCCCAGGGCAAAAUAGACAGGGAUAAUUUUCUUGAAUUUAUCCCUAUGUUAAUAUUUUUACCUUUGGUGUUUCUACACUUUAAGGCUAUUUGGUGCAAUUUAGGAAGUAUUGGCCUCUCUUCCCUUUACCACAUUCAAAAUUAGCUUCUAAAACCUCAGGAACAGUACAAAGAAUCGUAACCCUUAAUAUGGCAGCAUAAUUGGCUGUUGUAUAUAUUAGGGUACAACCAAAUCAAGUAUUCCUGGUGGUCUUGUGCACUUUAAUUUCUGUUGUAAUGAGAAUUAAGCAGAUGAGAAAGAGACCCACUUAUUAAUACAGAGCAGGACUCCCUGCAUUAUUCCUUAUUCUCUUACUAUUUUACCUCUGCAGACAUCCUUCCUGUGCAGAUCACUACUUCACAGUUGCCAAAUGUUAAAAUUUUUGACUUCUGAAAUUUGUUAUCAGCAGUUAUGUACUUUGUUCUGAUUCUGAUUAACUUUAGCAAAUUACACAAUGCCAUAAUCUGAUAGUAUUUGUCAGUACUUAUGUAUACAAUGUUUCAUAAGCAUUUUAAUAAGAUUUGUAUUUUUAAAUUUAGUAUAUAAAUAAAAAGAUGUGUUUGGGUGU